AGAAAAAAGAAAUUGCUAUAGCCGAUGACCGUCAAGCUUGGAGUCUUCGUUGAUGGGUCCACAGUCCACUAGCUUAUAAAUCCCAGUAUUCAGCUUGUGCACGCCACAUUCAACUUUAUUCUAUCAAUCUCACUCAUUCUACUGAAUGUUUCUCCUCUUCAGUAGUCUAAACAACACAAGCAGCUCAGCUCAGGGGCAGCUUCACCACAACACAACUACAGGGAUGUGGAUGGGGGCAGCUUCAAUGGCGGGUUCAUGGGUAGCUGCUGGUCCAACGAUUGCAAGCUUCAUGUUUGUUUGGGCUAUGAUUCAACAAUAUUGCCCACAAGCAGUUCUUCGUUUCUUUAAAAAGUACUGGCGUAGACUCAUGAAUUACUUCCAUCCUUACAUACAGAUCUCAGUCCAUGAAUUUGCUGGUGAACGCCUCAAACGCAGUGAAGCUUUCAUUGCUAUUGAAUCAUAUCUCAGCAAGAAUUCAUCCAACACUGCUAAACGACUCAAGGCUGAGAUAGGGAAAGAUAGCACCAAUUUGGUGUUCAGUAUGGAUGAUCAUGAAAAGGUGACUGACGAAUUUCAAGGAGUGAAAGUAUGGUGGGUUUUAAACAGAACAGGUUCAACCACAAAUUCUGAUAAUUCCUAUCCUAAUCCUGAUAGGAGAUACUACACACUCACUUUCCACAAGAAGCACAGAGGUUUGAUUACAGAACCAUAUUUGAAGUAUGUGUUGAGUGAAGGGAAAGAAAUUAGGGUAAGAAACAGGCAAAGGAAGCUCUACACAAACGGUUCUGGUGGAAGAUGGAGUUACAGCCAUACUAUGUGGAGUCAUAUAGUAUUUCAGCACCCUGCAACAUUUGACACAAUAGCAAUGGAAUCAGAGAAAAAGCAGGAGAUCAUUGAUGAUUUGAUGACCUUCACUUGCAGUAAGGAUUUUUAUGCUCGAAUUGGGAAGGCAUGGAAACGCGGCUAUCUUCUAUACGGUCCACCGGGAACAGGGAAGUCAACUAUGAUUGCUGCAAUGGCCAAUCUACUGAACUAUGACAUCUAUGACUUGGAACUCACUGCAGUGAAAAACAACACGGAGCUUAGGAAGCUUUUAAUUGAGACGACAAGUAAAUCAAUAAUAGUGAUUGAGGACAUCGAUUGCUCGCUCGAUUUAACAGGGCAGAGGAAGAAGAAAGAAGAAAAUUCCAAGGAUGAUGAGAAAGAAAAACCCUCCAAGGAAUCUUCCAACAAAGAAGAUGAGAGCAGCAGUAAAGUUACACUCUCAGGAUUGUUGAACUUCAUUGAUGGAAUAUGGUCAGCCUGUGGUGGGGAAAGACUUAUCGUUUUCACCACCAAUUAUGUGGAGAAGCUUGAUCCAGCCCUUAUCAGAACUGGUCGGAUGGAUAAACAUAUUGAGCUUUCUUAUUGCAGAUUUGAGUCGUUCCUUGUGCUGGCGAAAAAUUACUUGAAUCUUGAAACUCAUCCGCUAUUUGAUCAAAUCAAAGAACUGAUUGAAGAUGUCGAAAUCACACCUGCUGAUGUUGCAGAGAACCUCAUGCCCAAGUCUCCAAAAGAUGACCUUGAGAAACGUAUUCACAAAUUAAUUCAUACUCUGAAAAGGGCAAAAGAAGCAGCAAUCGUUAAGGAAUCUCAAGAAGUAAAUACAACGGAAUCAACCCCAACUAAUGUUCAGUCACAAACUGAAGACUCGUCUUCAAGUUGAAUUUAGCACUCUCUGGUAAUGGUUAGUGUUUGUUAGGCUCAUCUGCAAGUUGAAUUUAGCACUUCCUUUUAUGGUGGCUGAUAACUAAAAUUUAAGCUAUACAAUUCGUCUAUGUAUCAUGCCACUCGAAAUAUUUUAGCUCCUGUCUAGAAAUGGUAUGGAAUUCUCUUAGUAAAUAAAAUGUCCAGAUUAUUAUUAGUUA
Messenger RNA from Benincasa hispida (wax gourd), 1907 nucleotides. Lineage: Eukaryota; Viridiplantae; Streptophyta; Magnoliopsida; Cucurbitales; Cucurbitaceae. The record is from RefSeq and is a predicted model, not a curated record.